AUGGCAGACCAGAUCUGCUCAAGUUGUCAAGAAUCCCUCUUCAUUGAGAUCGAGCCCGACAGCGAUGUAGAGGACUCCAAAGCCGCAGCGCAAGUUGCAAGCGUACCGGACGAUGUAGAACUCAGUUGUGGUUGUCACUAUCACUGGGAAUGCUUUUUGGAAGCCUACACAAUCACGGAAUGCCCGAAUUGCUCCAAAGAUAUCUCCUCUCUGUCUCCAAACGGGUCGCAACAAGUGCUUGUUACUCUUCGCAACGAAGGCGGUGUCCAGGAAGGUUAUGAUAUCCUACCGGCUGCCACAGAAGAAGCAUACCUCAGAGCCUAUCCGGAAGAAAGAAAAGGCCAUGCCUACCUGGAAUUCUGCAGGGAAGGUGACGUCGACGCCAUUGUCCAUAUGAUCAAGGAUGUCGACGAGGACGAUGAGCCAGAUGAGCACUCGGAUAUCUUAAGAUACCGCGGGACAUUCGAAGGCAUCGAGGGGUCUGGUCUCCAUGUUGCGAUUCGCUAUCAACAACAAGAAGUGGCCUGGUUGUUGCUGGCUAUGGGAUCACAGCUCCCCUGGGAAAAAUUCCCUUCCAUCGUUUUGCAGGCGAUGGAGGGCCUUGGACUGCAGAAGGAAGACCGAAACGCCAACCCAGACAUCCGAAGUCUCAAGGACAGUGAAGGGAAAACGCCACUCGACUUGGCCAAAGAGGUCGGAGGACCGUGGACAGAGUGGCUCGACCAAGGACGCUUGUCACCUUGA
Exophiala spinifera is the source of this 744-nucleotide messenger RNA. RefSeq lists its product as uncharacterized. Bases 1 to 744 code for a protein of 247 amino acids. The record is from RefSeq and is a predicted model, not a curated record. NCBI's taxonomy places the organism in Eukaryota, Fungi, Ascomycota, Eurotiomycetes, Chaetothyriales, Herpotrichiellaceae. The transcript has 2 exons.